AAAAUACAAAUCAAACAGAUCCAUGUCGCGCAAUCACUCACUCGCUCUCACCUUCAGUCAUCACUGUGCGUCUGUAUAAUUUUGAUUUCGCCGGAGAGAGAUGGGCCGUACAAUAUCACAGCAAGCUUUCGACGACACGGUCAGGGAAAACAUAGAAGAUCUAGGCAUGGACCCCACCGAAGCCCUUCAAGACGCCGUUGAAACUCUCACUCUCCAAGGCGUCGAUCUCUCCGGUAUUGUUACUUGUGCUCCUGGGGAGACUAAUCCAGUGAUCCAGUGUUUGGAUAAACUUAAGCAAUUUAAAAUUGAUGAUUUUAGAAUUAAAGUUGAGUUUGAGUUGGAGGAGCAAUUGGAUCGACUUACGGAACUGUGUCGUGUUGAGGGAUCGGGUAAUGCUGCUAUUGCAACUAGAAAUGGUGCUUUGGAAUUGGUGUGUUUGAUUUGUUCCCAACUUCCUAGUGGUUGCGCGGGGCAGCUUUCGGCUCUCAACGCUAUGGCGUUGUUACUUCAUGAUCUUCAGUGUACUGAAAUAUUUCGACGUAGCAAUGGACCAAAGGUUGUGGUGCGCAUUCUAAAUGAUGGAAGCGAUAAUGUUGCAGUAUUGAGUAGUGGUUUUGCAGUUGUUGCUGCGGCGGCAACUGGUAAUGAGGUCCUCAAGGAACUAUUUAUGGACCUGAAAAUUGAUGAGCUUAUGGUUAAAGUGUUGAAAGAAGAGAAGAUUGAGACUAUUUCUAGUCUUUAUGAUGCUAUUCGAGUUCUGUUAACGGCUGAUGAUAAUCGUGUUGUGGCUUCCCAAGUUUUUGGUUAUGCCCGAAGAUUUGCAAAGACUGGAAUUGCUAAAGCUCUCGUGCGUUCGCUUCGUGAUGGGAUCCGUUCAACAAGUCUUGUAUCUGCAAGCAUUGCAUUAAAGGCUGUUGCUGUCAAUGAUGAGAUAUGUAGGUCUGUUGCUGAGAGUGGUGGUAUAGAUGCAAUUCUCUGUUGCAUCGAUGAUAGCGGUGAACAGAGAAACCAAAUUGUGGCACAAACUCUAUGUUCACUGUUGAAUAAGUUGGCAGGUAGUGAUGCAAAUAAGAAUACUAUUGUUGCGAAUGGAGGUAUGGACAAGCUUAUUACACUAGCAACCAGAUUCUCUGACGAUCCAUUUGUUCUGCAAGAGGUUAUGUCUAUUAUAUGUACCCUCUCCUUAAGAGCACCGGACAAUGCAACUCGUGCUAUUGAAGCUGGAGCAGGAGACCUUGCCAUACGAGUUAUGAAUGAGUUUCCUGAAGUACCUCAGCUUCAGAAACAUUCGUGUCUGAUGAUUCGGAAUCUUGUGGUUAGAAAUCCAGAGAACAGAACUCUUUUACUUGGUAACGGUAUUGAGAAGAUCAUACGGACAGCCAAGAGAAAUCAUCCAAGCUGCCGAACUGCUGCCACAGAUGCUCUCAGGGAUUUAGGACUCGACAACUACAAUGCAUAGAUAACAUUUACGGAAGUUUAAAUUUUUUGCACACGGCUCGGUCUUUGUUGGAUGUGCGUGAGGUAGGCCACUUGUAUUAUAUGAUAUAUUUCUGCAAACAUUAUGUUGGGAAAUAGGCAAUGGUUUAUUCUUCAAGCUGCAAUGUAAUAUUGCAUGUACGGUGCAAAUGGUUGAUUGAUCAACCAGGUGUGAAUUGUGAUUUUAAUUGAUUGCUGUGUGUUGGGGAAGCAGCACAAUCUGAAAAGCCAGGAAGUACAGAAGUGGAUUUAAAUUUGAAUCAUUUCAACAUA
Molecule: messenger RNA, 1749 nt
Organism: Daucus carota subsp. sativus
Lineage: Eukaryota; Viridiplantae; Streptophyta; Magnoliopsida; Apiales; Apiaceae
Exons: 8
Coding region: 101-1459 (452 amino acids)
Molecular function (GO): protein binding
Source: RefSeq, a predicted model, not a curated record